CCUUACCCACCCGCACAAUGGACACCGCGGGCACCCGUGCCCUAAACCCAGCGACUCUUUCUCCCGAGCGACGACUACGGCGUUUCCUCGGCGAUCGGCUGUCUUCCUCCCCAUCGGCGAACAGCGGAAGCAACGGCGGUGUCUUCCUCCGCUGAGUUCCUGUCGCUGCGGCGUUUUCCUCGGUGAACGGCGGCAGCCGCGUCUUCCUCUCCAUCGGCGAAACAGCGUCUCCGCCCCCCCGGUUAUUGUAUGCGAUCUUGGCAAUUGGUGUUUUUAAUCUUGAGAGCAGGUUAUUUUCUAUAUUCUCUGAUUCCAGAGUGGGAUUACCAAGCAGUAGGGAGUUAUUUGAUGCUAAAUUGGAGAAGAAAACUUACAGGAUUAUUACUCGAGUUUAUGAAUGAUUCCCAAAAAACAUUGCUACCAGUUGUCCAAAAGCCUGAUGGGAAGAAAAAUUGGAUGGUUUGUGAUCAGAUUCCUAUGAACAAUUUCUGCUGCUAAUUAGAUCUCUAGGUCUUUGUUUAUCUUUUAUAUCUUCUCUGACUACUCUAUGUUAUAUUUGAUAUUACUGAUUCUGAGGUGCCAAAUUUAGUUUAUUAUUUAAUUUUUAAAGAAGAAUAGAGUGAUUUGCUUAAUAAAGCUCCAACAAGUCAAAUAUGUAGUACCUGGUAUUGAAGACUUUGACCACAUUGAUAUCUCUGAAUUUGUUCAAAAAGCCAAGGGUCUCUUAGUAAGUUUCAGAAAAUUAGAACUUGGAAACAGUGACAGUGACAGCUGAGGAAUUAGCUGUGGUACCUAUAUUGCAGAAUCAACUUUCCAUGCUUGAACACUGCUCAUCUUUCAUUCCUCAGAUUAUAUAUGGCAGCAAGGAAUCUCUUGAAAGCUACUGUUCCCUUCUCUUGUUGUCUAGAGAUGACAUAUUUUAAUGUGGUUGAUGGCAAGGGAUAUUCUUCUCUAUAUGAACCACGACCAAGCAUUAAGGGUCAAUACGAGGAUUCUUUUGGUCAAUUUUCGUGGCUGCCCAACCACUUACUUGAUGGUGGCGACAGGCUACUUUUCAUGGACGAGGUGGAGGUGGGUUUUCUCUCGUUGCAUCGGUCUUCGAUGACGAUGGCAUGCUUUUGCUUGCUUCCAUCCUAUUGUCAUCGUUCCGUCGUAAGUUCUUGAUCCUUGGUCCAAAGAUGGUUCGGUACAGGGAUUCUUUGGGAAAGAUUCUUUUGGUCUAUUUCAUGACCGCCCCUUCCUCGACGAUGGUGGAAACCUAGCCGUAGACACCAUCAUCAGCUUAGAUUCCUUGGUAGAGGCUAAAAACGAAGGUGGCGAUCAACAAGGAGGGUUUUCUGUAGUUGCAUCGAUGGUGAUCUCAUGCUUUUGCUUGUUUCCUAUCCUAUGGUGGCCAUUCUUUCGCAAAUUCUUGAUCCUUGGUGCAGAGAAGUGUCGGUUCAAAGAUUCUUAUGAAUAGAUUCUGUUGGUCAUAGAUUGUCAUAGCAAGCUAUGCUGCUGCCUAGCUUGCAAUGAAGAUGGCAAUUGACGAGGAGGUUUUUUUCUCUCAUUAGGCCGGUGAUGCUUUGUCUUUCUUCCAGCCCUAUCAUUGCUGUUUGAUCACAGAUUCUUGAUCUAAUGGUCCAGAGGAGAAGAGUUAGUAGGUUGGUUCUUUGGGACAUGGAGUGUUCCUUUCCCACAUGAUUGAUUUCUGCCCAUUGGCGAGGAAACCUUCCGUCAAUGGCAUAAUUGCGUUGAUAAAGGAACCUGAGGUGUAGUAGAUUAUUUGGUCAUAGUGUGUUGCUAUGAUCGUGCUGUUUGUGCUUCUUAUGGAUGAAGAAGAGAUAAUUGGAUUGGUUGCCGAUAAGUGGCUGAGAAAGUUUAUUCAUUAGUGUUUGAUAAAUCCAGCUAAUCUGUUUGUAAUAUUAUGAUCAGCUUAGUGAGUGUGGGAAGUUCUAUAUGGCAAGCCAAGGCAGGAACCGACCACAACCAGUAAUUGAAUAUGAUAUUUAUUCAGGAUUUCACUAUUGGGUGGGUAAAAUCUUUGGUUGGACAUACCUUGAAACUUUAGGACAAAUACAUUUUUGGAUCACUUCUUUCAGGGCAAAAAUUUUGAAGGGCAUGUUUGGAAAUAGCGAAUUCAGGAGGCAACGUGCAACUCGACAAGAGAGGCAGUCAAAUCGCCCACCAAAAUACUGAAGUGGAAUCUUGGAAAGGAUGGAAAGGAUUAUGUUGUUGGCGAGUUGAUCAAAGUAAUCAAUGCUUUCAUCCAGCUUCUCUAAGUAUGGAGUUCAACCUUGUGUCUCCAAUUCCUAUAGUGUGGCCUGUGACCACCAUUCCAUGCGAGAAUCUGUUGGGCAACCGAAGUCCACACUUGCAGAACCCGUAGAAUCUGAAGGUAAAUGUGUGGAGAAUUUCCAGCAAAAUCAAGGAAACAUAUAUCAGGUAAAGGUUAUUUAUGUUAGAGAUUUCACAUUUACUAAAUGCAUUAAUGCUAUUAGUAAAAUCUUAUUGCUUCAGGAUGCAGACAUGUGCUUUAGCUUGGAUUUUCCUAAUGGUCACAUGAAGACGAUUGGUAUUCCUGGUUGUGUUAUAAAUUGAAUUAACUUUUAAAUAUCAAGAUUAAUUUAUUUUGAAUACCCUGCUCUUUAAGUGUAAAUUUUCUUGUAAUUAGGACCUGUUGAUAGCUUUAGACCGAAAGCUAAUUCACAACAUGAUGACAAAGAACUUGGGAGUCAAGGAAUCAUUCUGUGCCUCGACACUCUGCUCUGGGCUGCAACCAACCAGAGGCUACUCACUCUGAAAUAAAUGCAGCUCAACAAUCAUUUCAGGCUGAACAAUCAAUCCUUUUAAAGACAUCUGGAGAUGGAGAAUGUGUGCAAAGUGGUGAUAUUGAUGUGCGACCCAAUACUGCAGAGUCAAAGGAACAGGCAAGUUGCCUUUCAAUGUUGGAGAUGCAUCAACAAAGCUUUCCAGCAUGGACACUCUUUACGACUUAUCUCAUUCUAGUGGAGCCACUGGUAAGUAGGAGGUUGACAGUUAUUUUGACUAUUUCAUUAGGGAUAUAGCAAGUUGAGGUAGGCAACACAUGAAAAUUUCUGGUUUUGAUCGUAUCUUAUGAUUGAUCUUUUUUUUUUCUUUAAGAGGAUAUGAGUUGGAUCAUGAUUUUAAACUAUAAUUAUCAUACUUUUCCAGAGUAGAUAUUUGCAUCGAGUAUGAUGUGCUGUUGAAUCAUUUAGCUCUCGUAUAUAAAUUGUGAUGGAUAAUAAUGACUGAUGCCAUUAUAAUGUAUACUUUUUAGUUUCUCCUAAAAAUUUCUUCAUUAAGCCUCUUAUUGUUCUUGUAAUUGAGUACAACAUGAAGAUUCAAGAGCAACAUCAAGGUUAUAUAUCUAAGUUCACAUUUAGCGUGUAUAAUUAGAUUAAUAGGACAGAACUUGCAGAUAACCACGGGGUAAACUGAGAACACUAUUACAAGCAUACCGAUAUCCAACUUAACUAGAACCUUCGGUGUUACAUGGUGUCCAAAUCAGGAAGGAUAUCCAAUACAUUUGAUCUGCAAACUCUAGUUGUUAUUUAUGUUAGAGAUUUAUUGUGUGCUAGGUCUAGAUUAUGGUCGUAAAACUGUAGUUAAACCUUGUGUUUGUCAUUGGAGAAUGGGCCUCAUGCUACUUGCAUGAUUGUCAUAGAAGAAGAAACAGGUAUUUCUGUUUCUAUUGAAAUGCAUUCCUCAACAUCUAGAACCUAUACAUUAAAACAUUGAGUUGUUCAUGAAUUGUUUGAUCACUUGGGAGGUUCAUGUCAUGAAGAUCAGUUCUGAAGAUCAAUUCUAUAAUGCUGAAACGAGGUGGUUCUAAUGUUCGAUCAAGAAAAAACUUAACUAGGUAUGUUUUCUAUUUUGUUGAAGUUGAGUUCCCAUUAUUAAGUUAGCGUAUGUUCAGGUUGCAUUUAUGUUCCUCAGUAUGAACUCCAUUAUGAUAAUUUUGGUGUGCUAUCUCUACAAUCUACACAUUGCUAAUUUCCUGAAUCCUUUUCAUGUACUCUUUCCAUUGACUACAUUUUCAUUAGAGUGGUGGCUGUAAACAGAAGGUUUUGACACAAUGUACCAUAAACAUGUCAUGUUAUUACCAUAUACUACUACUCUAGGUAUGGAGGCAAUUGUUGAGGAUACAAAUCUUGCAACUCCUAGUUCUGGAUCAUAUAUUUUGUCAUCCGAAUUGAAUGCUACCCAACAACCUCUUCUUAUAGCAAAAAAAUUCGCAGCCUUAAAAUCCACUGAUGAUGGACUUCAAGUCUCAUUAUCGGAUGGUGAUUUGCAAGCUUUUCCAGAUAAUCAACGAGAAGUGGAGAUGGCAAUGCAUUAUGGCCUUGAAUCACUUGAUGAAUUUUCUUUUCAGCACAAUAGCACCACGGAAUAGAGAAGAAAUUGGACUUCCAAAGGGUUUGGAGGAUAUUCAUACCGAGUCCCAAUCCCAAAAUGUUCAAAAACUUAAGCAGCAGAUCGAUGAAGGAAGGCCUACUUCAGAAAAUGAUAAAGAUGAUGAUGCUCAUAAACCAUGUAGGGAACUGAGAAAGAGGAUAGCCAAGUGCGGUACUGACCAAAUUGAAGUUGGAAGGAAUGAUGAACGUGGUAUUGACAACUUUAAUGUCUCUCAGAUGGAUGGCAACCGAAGUGAUGAAGAUAUGCCUAAGCCAAAGAGGACCAAGAGAAAGUCAAAGAGGCAGACAAAUGACAUUGAAAAACCCACUCGGAAGCAUAAGAAAGCCUUUGUAAAACCUGAUUCUGUUGUAGAGAAUUCACCUAAAAAGAAGUUUCCUCAUGCCACAAGGCGAAGGAGAAGGCAAGUGAACAAAGUUUUACUGCAAUCACCUGAAGAUGAGAUUGACCUAAGACAGAUUAGCAUAAGAGACCUAAUAAUGCUUGCAGAGGCUAAGGAGCGGAUAGCAAGAAAAGAAACGGCGGCAAUGAGUAAAUUAUUCUCUGGUCAGAGAUGGAAUGGUCAAAACCAAAAUGGCAGGAUGUGCCUCCAAACCAUUGCUUCAGCUAUGCAGGUGUAUCACUGAUGGAAAACUGGUUCUUUGCUGGAGGUGGUAAUAAUAAGAUUGAUAUGUGUGAAGCAUUUGUUUCAUUAGUUAUAUCUUCUAUUUUCCUUUGGCUUUUAUUAAAUGAACAAUAAUAAAAGCAUUGUUCUUACUUAGUUGAACUAUAUUUAUGGAUUAGUCACUUGCCCGAUGGCAUUUCUAGCAUCUAGUGGCGAGGUAACAUCUUUUGGGUUCUA
Molecule: messenger RNA, 5257 nt
Organism: Musa acuminata AAA Group (dessert banana)
Lineage: Eukaryota; Viridiplantae; Streptophyta; Magnoliopsida; Zingiberales; Musaceae
Exons: 12
Coding region: 4257-5042 (261 amino acids)
Biological process (GO): RNA polymerase III preinitiation complex assembly
Cellular component (GO): transcription factor TFIIIB complex
Molecular function (GO): TFIIIC-class transcription factor complex binding
Source: RefSeq, a predicted model, not a curated record